AUGCGUCAAAUUUACACCAAUAAAAAGCAAAAGGGCCCCAAACAAGCAUUUCAACCUAUUUUUACUAAUGCAAGUUCUCUCCUUUCCCAAAAAGUUUCCGAGGCUUUGAUUUCUACUUUACCAGUUGAUUCUAUUCCUCAAAGUAUUUCAAAUACCAUUUCCUCACAACAAGCACCAUCUGAAAUUUAUGAGAAACUUAAUUUUUAUCGUCAAAAAGCUAUUGUUGCAAAUACUGAAAAAUCAACUCGAAAUUGGGUUUCUAAAUUUGAAGAAUUUCGCAAGAAUUAUAAUUAUAUUAUGCCACUUGAUUACGAAUUCCGAAUUAAAAGUCUUCGCUUUUUUGCAUAA
Entrophospora candida is the source of this 348-nucleotide messenger RNA. The record is from the annotation of a GenBank genome assembly. NCBI's taxonomy places the organism in Eukaryota, Fungi, Glomeromycota, Glomeromycetes, Entrophosporales, Entrophosporaceae.